Vanessa tameamea is the source of this 1727-nucleotide messenger RNA. RefSeq names its product DNA-directed RNA polymerase III subunit RPC5 (gene Polr3E). The record is from RefSeq and is a predicted model, not a curated record. Bases 118 to 1590 code for a protein of 490 amino acids. Lineage: Eukaryota; Metazoa; Arthropoda; Insecta; Lepidoptera; Nymphalidae. Gene Ontology annotation, biological process: tRNA transcription by RNA polymerase III. Gene Ontology annotation, cellular component: nucleus; RNA polymerase III complex. The transcript has 8 exons.
AUUAUGACAGUCAAACUUCAAAGGUAUAAGUUGUGUGGUGUGAAGUCUAGUAACUUAUUAUUGUAAGUUUUAUACUGGUAUGAUUAAGUUAGUUAGUAUAAUUUAAAUACACACAAGAUGGAAGAAGACGAUCCUGUUGUACAAGAGAUACCAGUCUUUCUAUCACAAGCUUUAUCGGAGCACCUGUAUAUAUACCAGUACCCCGUGAGACCAGCCAAUAGGGACUGGAGAGAUGUCAAAGUUACUAAUGCUUCAGUUAAACCUAAAAACCAACUUGUUCGAAUGGAGAUCGGGCUGAACACAUAUAGUGAUAAAUAUUGUGCUUCUAAAGGUGAACAAAUUGCUCUCAAUACCGAUGGAUCUCAGGAAUCAAGAUACAUUAAAGACAAAGAACGGGAAAGGUCACAAUACUUUAGGAAUGGUAUUAUGGAUAAGAUAGUCUAUGAGAGCAGUAAACCUUGUACUGAAACUCAGCACUAUGCUGUGGCGUUAUUACAAGACAAGGAAUUACACUGUACACCUAUUAAAGGUAUAUUACAACUAAGGCCAUCCUAUUCUUAUUACGAUAAACAAGAUAAGAGAAAAGUUGACAAGAGUAAGGAUGAAAACUCUGAUGAUGAGGAGAAGGAACCUGAACCACAACAGGUGACAGUGAAAUUUGCGAGAGUAGAAACAGAUGUGGCCAAAAAAGCACGAGAAAAGUCUUAUGAGUCCAUCUCUCAGCGCAUAGCAGAUGAGCCCUGGUAUGACGCCAUGUGGAAGCAUUCAGAUACAGACCAUGCUGAUCUAGAGCGUAUGAAGCUAUUCAGUGCAACAGUGCAAGAUGGGUCCUCUCUAACUCUUGGUCCAGCGGAGUACAUAAGCACAUUGGUUCCUCAGCUUAAUGACGAAGCAGAAAUGGCUCCACCGAAAAAAUUGACAUUGCAGGAUCAAAUAAAAGAAAUACUGAUCGAUGCAAAACUGAUGACUUUCAACGAGCUGCUGAAACUCGCCCGCUCGGAGGACGGGCAAGUGAGCGAGGCGGCGCUGCUGACGGCGCUGGGCGGCGCGGCGUGCUGCGUGCGCGGCGUGUGGGCGCCGCGCUCGCAGGAGCUCUACGUGCGCGCCGCGCCCGCGCCGCCGCGCCUCAUGUGCGCCGCGCGCGACCACGUCCUUUACCUCUUCACCCAGCACGCAUAUGUGGAUCGACGUAAAAUAACAGCAGCUGUUCGUUUGCCUCCACAAGAAGUUUUAGAAAUAUUACGUUCUGUCGCCAAAUAUAACCCGAGGACUGGGUGGGAACUUCUCCUGCCCCCGGACACAGCUUUCGAAGCGAAAUAUCCGGACGUUGUUCAACGGCAGAACUUAUAUUGGGAAGCACGUCAACGUCAGUUCAACGAAAUGCUGAUUGGUGAAAAUGUGCCCAAACGUCAGAGGAAGAAGUCUCAGAGGGAUUCAGUGAGUUCGGACACGAUGAUGAGUCCUAAACCGCGUAAUAAUAGUGUUAGUGAAGAAGACAGUGAUCGGAAACGACAUAAAAACAAAUCGGCUACCGGAAGUGGUAAACGGACUAGAAAUAUUAGCUCCAGUAGUGGUCACGAUGCAACGUGAGUGAUCAUUUUAGUUAGGUUAUCAAAUUAUCUCUACAAUCUUGUAUCUUCCUAUUGCUUUUACUGCCAUAUGAACUGAAUUUUAGAUGUACGUUCUGGAACAGUGGUUUAUAUUUUCAUGGAAAUCUUGGCAUUUAA